AUGCAAGGUCCUCACGAAAAACGACUCCUGAACCAUUUGCUCAGCAUGGACAACUACAAUACCCUAGAACGACCCGUAGCUAACGAAUCAGAAGCAUUAGAAGUUAGAUUUGGACUUACUCUUCAACAGAUUAUAGAUGUGGACGAGAAGAAUCAACUUCUAAUUACAAAUAUUUGGCUAUCUCUGGAAUGGAACGAUUACAAUCUAAGGUGGAACGAGUCGGAAUAUGGAGGAGUCAAGGACCUCAGGAUCACGCCGACGAAGAUCUGGAGGCCCGAUGUGUUAAUGUACAACAGUGCCGACGAGGGUUUCGACGGGACAUACCACACUAAUGUAGUGGUCAGACAUAACGGUAGCUGCCUGUACGUACCGCCUGGAAUCUUCAAGAGCACAUGCAAGAUAGACAUUACGUGGUUCCCCUUUGAUGACCAGCAUUGUGAGAUGAAGUUCGGUAGCUGGACCUAUGACGGAAACCAGCUAAAUUUAGAAUUAAAAUCGGAGUCUGGAGGCGACCUUUCGGACUUCAUCACCAACGGAGAAUGGUAUUUAUUAGGAAUGCCAGGCAAGAAGAACGUUAUGAACUACGCCUGCUGUCCUGAGCCUUACAUCGAUGUUACAUUCACAAUCCAAAUCCGAAGAAGAACGUUGUACUACUUCUUCAACCUUAUAGUGCCCUGUGUCCUUAUCUCCUCUAUGGCUCUGCUGGGCUUCACUCUGCCUCCAGACUCAGGGGAGAAACUAACCUUAGGAGUAACGAUACUAUUGUCGUUGACUGUGUUCCUCAACUUGGUGGCGGAAUCUAUGCCGACCACUUCCGACGCGGUCCCGCUCAUAGGGACGUAUUUCAAUUGUAUAAUGUUCAUGGUGGCUUCAUCAGUGGUGCUAACCGUGGUCGUGCUCAACUAUCAUCAUAGGACCGCGGACAUCCAUGAGAUGCCCCCUUGGAUAAAAAGUGUGUUCCUGCAAUGGUUGCCCUGGAUCCUUGGGAUGGGGAGACCGGGGAAGAAGAUCACCCGGAAGACCAUCUUGAUGAGCAACCGGAUGAAGGAGCUGGAACUGAAGGAGAGAUCGUCCAAGAGUCUGCUCGCGAACGUGUUAGACAUUGACGACGAUUUCCGGCAUUGCACGUCGGCAAACAGUAGUUACAUGAGGGGGGGGAUAACGAUCGACGAGUCCGCCCCGUGUUCGUGGGGGCAGCGAGACCUCCAGUGUAUCCUCAAGGAGCUGCAGUUCAUCACCAAUCGGAUGAAGAAAGCCGACGAGGAAGCGGAACUGAUCAGUGACUGGAAGUUUGCGGCGAUGGUGGUCGACAGGUUCUGUCUGAUAGUGUUCACGUUGUUCACGGUGAUAGCGACUGUUGCCGUCCUGCUCUCCGCUCCCCAUAUCAUCGUGCAGUAACCUCCCUACCCCCACUGCAAACAGCACAUCAGACAAUACACUAACAUACCCCAACGACACGUUGUUAAAACAUAUACUUUACUUAAGCGCAACAACUAAUACAGGUAAAUAAAUAGGUUAAACGUUAUACUAACCGAGGUUUUGUAGUUUAAUAUGACUUAACCAAAAUCAUCUCUAGUUCAUAUGUUUUUACGUAAACUAAUCGAAUUUAUGAACGCUCUUAAUCGUGACCAACUAAUACAAUCAUUUUAAUACAUAUAGCUAAAAUGUAAUGAGUAAAAAUUCAUCUUUAUACACCUAAUAGAUAUUUUACUAAAUUUUAACGAUAACAAAUACCUAAGUUUGAUAAAGCACAAUACAUUUAAAACCUAUAAGGUACAUUGUUUACCGUUUUAUAAAAUGGCCAGUUUAAACUGGGAUAAACUCAUCCUUGAGAAUUGUGUAUUUUUCUAAAAGAAAAUUAGUUUGACGUGUACAUUUUAAAGCUUGUAUUAAAGCUAACAGACAAAUGUCUAAAUAUUGCAUUAAUAAUACAGAAUUUUCAGAUUCUGAUAUACUUCAAUGUCUAAAACUAAUCGGGAGGAUCUUUUGGGUAAUAUUUUGUUACGGUAACCAAAAAAUUAGUUAAUUUUAAAACGGGGCAACAAUUUGUACUUCCAACGAAUUAUUAGUGUGUAGGUAUUUCAAUACAUCGUAGUAAAAACUUGCACUUUUUCCAGUUACCAUCCCUAACAAAUUGUAAACGUUUUAUAGGAACUGCUAGUAUAGUAUCUGAAAAAUGUACUUUCCAUUAUGGAAAACGGUAUAAAAAAGCAUCUUGUACACAUUCUGAUUUUCACAGCGUUGUCUGCUUUAAAGUCUAGUUACACAAACGUAAUAUGUGACAUUCGUAUUUUAUACAAUCCUUUGGUCACAAAAGAUAGAAGCAGUAUAGCAGUAUGACUAAACAUGAUAGACGAUUGUUAUAGAUAAGUACAAAAUUCCCAAAAGUUGUUAAGUACCGUAUUGUAGAAAAAUUCUAUAUUCUCAAGGAUCGCCUUAAUAAUGAAUAUAAAUAAGACGUAAACCUUUAGUUUCCUAAAAAAAUAUAUAUAUAUUUAUACUACCAAGUACUCAACUUAGCCGUAUGAAAUUGGUACUCGUAAGUUCACUAUGAACAAGGUGAAUUCAAUGUCUGUGAACGUAAGUCGUGGUGUGAAAACCUUCUAGUGAAAAACUUCAGCAAGGAAGUGAAGUAUGAACGGGGAAUAUUUAAAAGUUUAGUGAUUUCUGUGAUAUGUUUAAUAAAACUUUGAAUAAAUAAUAUGAAGAUUGUUAACAUUGAAGCUAAAAUAGGAGAUUACGUUGUUUUUUAUAAAAUGAAGACCAAUUUAAUAAAAGAUACUCUAGCACAAAAUUAAUAAGAUUAAUUUUGUGCAUUUUGUUGAUUAAGUGGUAAGAUUUUAAAGCUAGUGUACAAUAAAAUGAAUUGUAAAUCCUGUUAAUUUUUUCACUCGUAAUAUUUUUACAAUGAUAAGUUUUAGGUGUUUCAUUUUAGUUGAUUUUUUGGGCACUAAUCACUAACUUAGGAGGCUCAAAGGAAGGCUGCCCUCAUGCUUCAAACUUGAAACAUCUAACAGUAUCUUAGAACUUAUUCAGUUCACGCUUUUCAUGUUGGAAACACAUUUUUUACUAUAAAUAUAGUAUGUGUUAUAGUAAUAAACAAAAUUAUAUUUCAUUUAAUUUUUUUAUCCACCAUUAAAUAUGUUCUUGUGCUAUACAUAAUUAAAAAUCUGUGAUACAAAUUACAGAUUAGUUAAAUUUAGCAUUAAUAAAUAAUACAUAUCAUUAUUACAUAAAAAUAUUAUCUUUUUGUGUAAAACCUUUAUUAUAAUACACUUUAUAUUAUCAAAAAAUAUCCUUAUCUCAGAAUUGGUAAAAAUGGAUUUCUGUAUUGUAUUUCUUCCACAUCAAGAUUUUUUUUUCCAACAGCGAAUUUACUAUCAGUUUGAAGAAACGACCCAAGUCAAAUUUGGGGCACUCCAGCUACCUAAGCACUGCUAAUUGAGGGCAGGCUUCCAUGUUUGUUCUGUUUACAAGGUGUGUGAUACAGAUUAUUUACUGACAGCUGAUACAAAGUGUCCGCUUUCAAAUUUAUUUUUUUGAAAAAUAAUAAAUUUCAACUAAAAGGAAUUGAGAUUGUAAGGUUAUGUGUGAUUUUUUAAAUAAUUACAUUAGAUACAUCAAUGUUGUUAGACCAUAUUAUGGGCUAAUAGUGUCCUAACAUAUGUAUGCUUGUUAUAAGGUCGAAAAUGUCUCUUUCUUAGUUGAUUAAACAUAAUUUCGUGUUGUUUUGUUCAUAUUGAAUGUUCUGUAUUCGAUGAGUGGUACCGUAGUUUACAGAUGGAAUUGUAAUUAUUUCAGCUUUCACGUUAUAUAUUGUGGUUAUUUUAUACCGUGUUGGUUCAAACUAUUUAAUGAAACUUAUUAUAAAAGAAAUUCAAAAUUCAUGGGUCUGAUGUGCUGUACUAUUUUAUUUCAAUUUAAUUUACUUUUAAUUCAUUAUCCUAGAAUUGCAGUGUGUUUCUGAGUUUAUGACAUCAGCAUUUAAGGAUUAAAAAUGUAACUUCUUCAACUGACAUUACUCACCACUCAGAGCUAAAAGGGAACAAAAAUUUUAAAAUGCAAAAAGAAUUCUCAAUACUUUCAAAUUUAAGAACAUAAACUACAUUAGUUGAGCUAAAUAAUAUAUCUGUCAUAAUAUUGUUUUUCCUCAAACUUAUAAUUAUUUAAAGAUUUAGUUCAAUAACCACAGAACUUUCACUUACUAUUCAAAUUACUUAUCUAUUGUGUUCUUUUAAUUUUCAUUAGCUGCUCCAAAUGGAAAUUCUAAUUAUUCAAUCUUUUAACCAUUAAAAUUUGCAAUAUGAUCAGUGUUGCGGUAUACGAUAGACAGCACCAUAAUACGACCUAUGUUCCAUUAAUCGCAUUGAUAACCUCCUCUGCGUUAUAUAAAAAAAUCAUUUUAUUCACAUUGUCACCAAUUUCCCACGUUUUUCUAUACAUCUUAAAAGUUUCAAAGUACGAAAAAACCGAUUUCAAAACGACCACAAUAUAAAGCGGUGAAGGCUGGAAAUAUCGUCAUUAUAACUUUUUAACUUGUACUAAUUUGCUUGUUUACCGAUAGAAUGAGUAUAAAAAGCCACCAUCACACUAGCGCAGUAUAUUUUGAAGGGCAGUAGUGUUUUUACAAAGCAAACAUGACUCGGUGUGCCUACUCGGCAGCAGCUCACGUUUAUACAAGUUCUACACAAUUGUUGGCUGUGUAGAACACGACAAAUGUAGAACUAAACUGUGUUAUUACAAAUAUACUGUUAUGUUUCGA
This is a messenger RNA of Homalodisca vitripennis (glassy-winged sharpshooter), 4762 nucleotides long. RefSeq names its product neuronal acetylcholine receptor subunit alpha-7 (gene nAChRalpha6). NCBI's taxonomy places the organism in Eukaryota, Metazoa, Arthropoda, Insecta, Hemiptera, Cicadellidae. Gene Ontology annotation, molecular function: acetylcholine-gated monoatomic cation-selective channel activity; transmembrane signaling receptor activity. The record is from RefSeq and is a predicted model, not a curated record. The coding region runs from base 1 to 1398 and encodes 465 amino acids. Gene Ontology annotation, cellular component: synapse; neuron projection; postsynaptic membrane. Gene Ontology annotation, biological process: chemical synaptic transmission; signal transduction; regulation of membrane potential. The transcript has 9 exons.